Molecule: messenger RNA, 575 nt
Organism: Lymnaea stagnalis (great pond snail)
Lineage: Eukaryota; Metazoa; Mollusca; Gastropoda; Lymnaeidae
Source: the annotation of a GenBank genome assembly
AUGAACACAUAUUUGGAUCCUGUAGCAUUCACACGUAGCAUAGCCUCCAAUCUGACAGCUGUGUUGGGUGUUGACGCCAAGGACCACCAAAACACAAAGCUCUUGAACUUUUCUUCAGAUAUUUUAGACAUUAAGAUCAAUGCUGACCACCUGUCUAAAAAAUUGUCAGAUUGCUUCACUGAUGAACAAUUUAGGAGUUAUGUGUCCGAUAAAACGGUUUUGUUAACCGAGGGACUCCACCGAAUGCUGGACAGUUGCAUUAAGACUGACCGCUACUUAAACUGUGGUCGCUACAUGUCAUUGUGCCACCAGGUGUACAGGGCCAGAAUCUUCAUUCUCUUAUUUAAAACAGGAUCACAGCUAGACUGCCCGGAGACCUUGGGGAACAGUUGGUCAGAGUUGGACAAUGCCAUCUGUACAGCGGUUGAGACCUUCGACCUUUGCAACAUUCUCACCAGAUGAUGGAAAAUAUUUUAGGUGCAAAUAAUAAUUUGUCUGUGCAUCAGUUAUUUUGGGUUACUGUAAUAUUUUUAAAUUUGAGCAGAUUUUAAAAUGAAAAUACACAUCUGAUUCUU